Lactuca saligna is the source of this 627-nucleotide messenger RNA. The record is from the annotation of a GenBank genome assembly. NCBI's taxonomy places the organism in Eukaryota, Viridiplantae, Streptophyta, Magnoliopsida, Asterales, Asteraceae.
AUGAGAGACGUAUACAUGGCGACGAAAAAAGAUUCAAGGCGUCAGAAUUUUUCCUUUUCCAGAUUUGGAGGUAUCGCAGAUGAAAUAAGAUUUGAAGAGUCCCUUAAACGAUUAAGAUUCAAGUACAGAACCCUGAUGGUUAACAAAGCGAAGUUCGACAGGAAAGAAACCAAGUCCACGGUCUUACAACAAAAGGUAUGUCAUACGAUUCCUCCCCAUAAACCUUCUGGGCACCAUGGGGGUUUUCGAGACAAAAAAACAUUUGUGGAUGUGACGGCUAGGAAUGUUGUUUCCAAAUGCUUGGUGCACCAAAUAUCCCUAAACACUGAGAUCAGGAUGAAACAAUGGAAGAACAGUGAGUUAUCUCUAAUCGGGAAAGCACACAGUGCAAAACACCUAAAUGUUAUUCCCUCUACUGUUGACUUGGGAAACGAUGACUCUGGAAAGGUUGGCGAACGCAUGGUUAAAGGCGGGAUCAUUGAAAUGGAUGAAACUUGGAGUCCCUUCAAGAAGCAGGCGUCGAAGGACAAUUGGUUGGACGACCUGCCUGAAUCCGAAGAGGAAGAUCACCUGGGCGUAUCUGAGACGGAUAACAAAAGCGAAGACGAAGAUUUGGAGGAGGGAUAA